AUGGACAGCGCCGACAUGGACGUCGUCCAGUACGUUGACCAUUUCGAUCACGACGACAACCUCAGCGACAACCUCAACGAAAACCUCAGCGACAACCUCAACGACAACCCGUCGGAUGCUGAAACACUCGAAGCGUCAGACCUACCCAUCUCUGGAUCAGCCGCAUCAACGGCAACAAAUUGUCCGGCCCUGCCGCCCUCAGCUGUUCUCGAACCUUUGAUAACGCAAGUCCAAGGUCGCCCGUGUUGCGUUGUUUGCCACAGCAAGCUGGCCAACGUCUCCGAUCUCUUCCGAUGCCGCCUGUGCGAUGUUUAUCUUUGCAACUGCCACACUCCCUUGAGGCAGGACUCCACGCGUCUCCGGGUUACGCACGUUGUCGCACACAUGCGGAUAACAGGCCACAUGGAUCUCGAUUGGAUCCCCCUUACCCAAACGGCCGUAUCAAUGGCAACUCGCAUCCAAUGUCAAGACCACCCGCACGUUACCAACCCCUACAGUCUCUUCUUUGAUACCCACACCCGAACCAUGAAGUGCGACAGCCAUGCAGGAAACUCGGCAUGCAUCCUUUCGGAGUCCAACGGCGUACAGUGGCUCGGGGGACCCAUGGGAUGCCAGCCCAUUGCUAAGGAACCCCGUAGCAAGGCCGCGGUUGAGGAGCUCCUCCACAACUACCUACUGCUCUCAAGGAACCCGACGAGGUUGAAAGAACCCCAACGGGUACAAGCUCUGCAAGUUGCAACUGAGGAAGCCGCAGCGGAUCUCUUGUUCCACAUCCGAGUGGUUGCGUAUGGCAACUGGGACGCAUUCAGGUUGUACCAGCUCAGUCAGCUCCAACGGGAGCGGAUGGCUGGGCGCCGGGAAGUGAGCAUCCUCAAUGUGCGCAUAGCUUGGGAGCGAGACAGCGAAAACGUGGAGUGGACUGUCGGAACUCUCACGUUUCCCGCCUCCGCCUACAGCGGUUCCUUGACCGCCCUUCGCGAGAUCGACCCAGAGAGGAUCACCUGCAUUCGGCAUCAUGGGGGGCCCGGUGUCGGGAAGACAGAGCUCAUCGGCUGCAUCAUCGACACGACCAUCAACUGCCCACAUCUCCACGACACGGUCGAUAACCAAAGCCCUCAAGACGGAGAGAAUGGAGGUCACAUUCUCGUCACCAGCAAUAGCAACGCUGGAGUGAUGGUCGUGCUAUCCAAGAUCAUCGGUUCCAUCGGGUCCGAAGCCAUCGACCUCAAAUCCGACAUCUUCCGGGUCCAGAAAUCCAACUUCGAUCGAUCUUCCAUUCGCGACGAGGCCCUUCUCGCUCUGAACAAGGGCCAAGCCUAUCAAGAUAUCCUCCAGCAGCUCAUUGAUAAUGGCAAGCCCUUCCUGUUAUGGACGAUGCGUCCAUACCAUGCGCUUACCUCAUGA
Messenger RNA from Fimicolochytrium jonesii, 1404 nucleotides. RefSeq lists its product as uncharacterized. NCBI's taxonomy places the organism in Eukaryota, Fungi, Chytridiomycota, Chytridiomycetes, Spizellomycetales, Powellomycetaceae. Bases 1 to 1404 code for a protein of 467 amino acids. The transcript is spliced from 2 exons. The record is from RefSeq and is a predicted model, not a curated record.